AUGGAUCCCGAACUCCAGAUCAAAGCGCUGGUCGAUACCCUGGCACCAAGGACCGCCCAUCAAUAUAAGCUCUACCACACCAAAUUUCUGCAAUGGUGCCGAGAUAAUCAACUCGUCCGCACGCCUGUGGCAGAUCAUCCCUACAACGAUGUCAUUGUGACCGCCACACUGGUGCAUUGGUUUGUGCUUUCGAAGUUUGUCUGUGCCAGGGAUUCACAGCUGACAGUUUCCGUCCUCCGCAAAAUGAUCAGCGCUUUCAAAUUCCUACAUCGUGUAUGCAAAGCAUACGAGCCGGAGUAUCCUUACGAGCUCGACCAUGAGUAUUUGGAAGACGUUGCCAAGUUGCACAUCAGCGCCUGCGCCGAAAGGCCGGCAAUCUCACCUCUAGAGAUCGUCUCUACCAACAUGUGGAGUCCUAACGGCAAACGAUUCUCAGAAAAGUUCUUCAAAGGCGGCAUCGAGAGACUAAGGUUUCUAGCCGAUUUCCUUUUGCAGCAAUAUUGGCACCUCAAUUUUGCCGAAAGAUCCCAUCUCACUUUGGGAGAUCUUUUCGCAGCCCACAACUCGCAAAUUCUACUGACAGAUCGAGGCGUAGAUAAGGCGCCGUCUUUUUCACAAAAAUUGGCGCUUCUUCCACAGGAUAUUCCAUGGAAAUGUCCUCUCACCACUUUGGCAGCUUACUUUUUCCUGCGCUUUUACGGGGUACCAAAAUCCUACCGAGGAGACGGUUUUCCUGAUCUCCUAGAGGGCGAAGACUGGCGCUUUCUGCCGCUUAUUCGUGGCAAGUUCAUCGACAAGUACCCGCGCGAAGAAACGAUGGCCAAUUAUUACGCAGACGUCUUCCGCACCUGCCACCUGCCUUACAAGAGGAGAGAAUAUUUUUAUAACAAAAUGGCCGAUAACUGUCAAUACCCUCGUGCGCGCCUCGAUGAAUUGAAGGAAUUGGAAGAACUGGGCAAGGGCAAACAGAGCAUUUAUUUUCCACAGGAUAUCGGCAUUGACUUUUUGAGACACAUGAAUGGAUUACCUGUUUACAAGCCAGCCGCACCGCUUCGCGAGCGUUCCACUUUGGAUCUACCACAGUCACUAUUGGUCCAAGUUUUCCCAGAGAUUGAAUCCUACAAGAGGUCACUCGACAAGCUGAGCGACGAUGCCAAGAAGUUUCUAAAUUUGCUCGAAUUGCUGCGAGAUCGUCUAGUUGCAGCCUUGCCACUUAUCAAUCAUUUUUAUCCCGAGCACGAUCUUCUCAGGGACUCAGUCUUUCAAAAUGCAGAGUUCCAGACCUAUUGUAAACAAAAGAUCGAGGAGCUACGCGCUAAGGAAGAGCUACAGAAAUUUGAGUCCGAAGUUCUGGAUGGAACCAGCUCUGGACAAGCUUCGCUACCAAUGGAGACGACAGAAUUGACAUCCUCUAGGCCAUCUAUGGUGCCUAUACCGCAGGAUUCUGAUACAGAAAGUCUUCACACUUUCCUCCGCGAUCAGACCUUUCGCAUGGUUCAGUAUCAAACUGUGACGAAUUUCCACCUAUUGUUGCAGUCGUUAAGCCGCGUUUUUGAAAAAUUAGAGACCAAAAAAAGUACACGGGAAUACAUCCUUUAUCAAUUGGGCUCACUUGAACAAUCGUUGCAGGAACGUAUCACUCGUAGUGCUCCCGACGACGUGAAAAAAGAAGCGGACUCAAGUGCCGAUACUUUAGCGCCAAGCAGACCAGAAGAACUCCCCAAUAAAGCGUCUACGCAGCAGACAGGCUAUGAUAGCGAUGCAGAAGAUGAUGACGACUACAAAGAAGAGGUUUCCGAGCAACCGUAUGAAGACGAAGAUGUGAACUCAAACUUACAAAGUGAACUUCAAGCGCUCGUUGCCCAGGUGAUGGACGUCAAAUUCAAAGAGGAAGUGGAGAAACACACUAUCGAAACUGAGGCCCGCGUUCGUCAGCUGAUUGCGACUCAGGUCAAGGAAGAAGUACGUAAACAAUUGGCGCAAUUCAUGAAUAAAGAGUCGCGUUCACCAACCCCACAAUUGUUAGAAGAAAGCAAAGAGGAAACAAGUUCGAUUUCCCAAAAACGUUUGAGAGAUGAGUCUGAACCACCAUUAGAGCAAAGUCCCGAAUUGCAAUUCACUCUGUCUCCGCACCUCGAUAGCAUAGAAGACAUCGUGCUGGAGUGGUUUACGCCAAAUCCUGAGAUGGGCAACGAAUGUGUGCAUACCAUGAACCGAAAUUUUGGCAAGACUUGGAGAACAUCUUCCACAAGGACAUCUGAUUUUUAUAGGCAGCGGAAACUGAUUGUCGAGUUCUACAUAUGUCUCGUCAAUCAAAGGAAGAUGGACAGAUAUAAAGCGGUUGCUGUGUGCGAAAAUCUUAGGGGCAGUGAAUCUCUAGAAGCGUUCAGCAAUAAGCUUCGACAAUGGAAAAAGCAACACGGCAAUAAGUUUGACGGGCUUGGUUAG
Lachancea sp. 'fantastica' is the source of this 2448-nucleotide messenger RNA. NCBI's taxonomy places the organism in Eukaryota, Fungi, Ascomycota, Saccharomycetes, Saccharomycetales, Saccharomycetaceae. The record is from the annotation of a GenBank genome assembly.